Molecule: messenger RNA, 882 nt
Organism: Penicillium alfredii
Lineage: Eukaryota; Fungi; Ascomycota; Eurotiomycetes; Eurotiales; Aspergillaceae
Product: transcription factor TFIIE subunit TFA2
Exons: 1
Coding region: 1-882 (293 amino acids)
Biological process (GO): transcription initiation at RNA polymerase II promoter
Cellular component (GO): transcription factor TFIIE complex
Source: RefSeq, a predicted model, not a curated record
AUGUCGUACCUUCAGCAGCAACUCAAAAGCUUCAACACCAGCGUGAUGGAGUCGGCGAACCGCAUGCCGCAGCAGCGACGUGUAGCCACCAACCAACCGGCCUCCGGCAGCAGUCCGCAGGUUGCAUCAUCUGCGCCGACUCCGUCGUCCACCGGCGAGGCCAAGAAGAAGCGACACGAUGCGGAUAUCGUCUACUCGCAGCCGGCUAACACUGGCACCGGCAAGGAUAUCAUGACGCAGGUGCUUUUCGCAAUCGAGCACAUGAAGAACAAGGCGAUUCCGCUCAAGUUCGCCGACAUCGUGUCGUAUCUCUCGCUCCAGCACCGGGCCAACGACCAGGGAUACAUCCAGGCGCUCCGGAGUAUCCUCCGGAUGCACGAGAAGGUUAUGUACGACCCGAGCGGCGCGAACGGCGAGGGCACAUUCAGUUUCCGUCCUCCACACAACAUCCGCUCGCCGGAGCAACUGCUGCAGAAACUCCAGUCGCAGUCGACUGCGGCGGGGAUGAGUGUUCGUGAGCUUCGCGAGGGCUGGCCCAACGUCGAAGAGAACAUCAACCAGCUGGAGAAGGAAGGCAAGCUACUUGUGACGCGGAACAAGAAGGACGACCAUGCCAAGAUGGUGUGGGCCAACGAUCCGUCGCUGAUCGAGCACUUUGACGGCGAGUUCAAGCAUAUUUGGGACAAGAUCAAGAUUCCGGACUCCCAGACUGUCAAGGAAGAGCUGGAAAGGGCCGGCAUCACCCCGACCAACAAGAACAAGGUGGUCAAGCCGCGGCCCAAGAUGGAGAAUAAAAAGGUCAAGAAGCCGCGGCGCAGCGGCAAGACCACCAACACCCAUAUGAUGGGUAUCCUCAGAGAUUACUCCCACCUCAAGCGGUAG